This is a messenger RNA of Aspergillus thermomutatus, 1569 nucleotides long. RefSeq names its product putative MFS monosaccharide transporter (Hxt8) (gene hxt8). Gene Ontology annotation, molecular function: carbohydrate:proton symporter activity. Gene Ontology annotation, biological process: carbohydrate transport; transmembrane transport. The transcript is spliced from 10 exons. Lineage: Eukaryota; Fungi; Ascomycota; Eurotiomycetes; Eurotiales; Aspergillaceae. The coding region runs from base 1 to 1569 and encodes 522 amino acids. Gene Ontology annotation, cellular component: membrane. The record is from RefSeq and is a predicted model, not a curated record.
AUGGCGGCGUGGUAUACCUUGAGUGUUGCCGUUUUUGCGGCCAUCGGGACAUUUCUUUUUGGCUUUGAUACAGGAAUUGCCACAACAACUAUUGCCCAUGAAAGCUGGAUCAAGUAUAUGGGUCACCCGUCGGCUGGCCUCACCGGAGCGGUCGUUGCCGUUUACAUCGCCGGCGAGGCAGUCGGCGCCCUCACGCAGACCGCAAUCGGCGAUAGACUGGGUCGACUUCGUUUCAUGGCCCUGAUGUGUGUGGUCGUGACGAUCGGAACGACUAUCCAAACAGCAUCAGUCAACAUUGGGAUGUUCCUGGCCGGUCGUGCCCUUGCCGGAUAUGCCGUCGGAGGAAUGGUAGCCACUGUACCCAUCUACCUCAGCGAGAUCUCGGACCCACGCUAUCGAGGCCUCAUAGGAGGUAUCUCAGGCUGCGGAAUCUCAUUCGGAACCAUGGCAUCGAACUGGGUCGGCUUCGCCUGUAGCUUUGCGCCCUACGGGCCCGUGCAAUGGCGACUGCCGCUGGGCAUCCAGAUUCCCUGGGGCGUGAUCAUGUUCGUUGGACUGGUCACCUUCAUGCCCAAUUCGCCGCGGCAUCUGAUCCGCAACGGCAAGAUCGAGCAGGCGCGCAGCGAGUUCGUGCGGAUACGGAGGGAUCUCCCCUCGGAUGAUGUGCACCGGGAGUUUGAGCUCAUGCUUGCGCAGAUCAACUACGAGAAGGAGCGGGAGAUUACUUCCUACCGGGAGAUAUUUCGGCUGUUCCGGCGCCGCGUGCUGGUCUCGAUUGCCGUGCAGACGAUGACUAGUCUGACUGGCGUGAAUGUCAUCCAGGUAUCCGAAACUAACCCCAACAAAGCAAUCCUCUACAAAUCCCUCGGCAUAGACUCGCACACCAUCCUGGCCCUGGCCGCCGUCUACGGCACAAUCGCCUUCCUCACCAACUGCCUUACAACCAAAUACCUCACCGACCAAUGGGGACGCCGAAAAAUGAUCCUCACCGGCCUAGGCGGCAUAAUCCUCAUCGAAAUCUACGCCGCAGUCAUGCAGCGCGAAUUCCAAAACACAAACAACCGCAUCGGGAAGGGCUUCGCCAUACUGGGCAUCUACCUGUUCGUCGUGACAUAUUACGGCAUGCUCAACAGCACAACCUGGCUCUACGGCGCCGAGGUCCUCCCCAUCGCGCUGCGGAGUAAAGUAAUGGGCCUAGCGGCCGCGUCGCAUUUCAUCGUUAAUGUUGCUGGUUUGUUCCCUCACUCUGACUCUACCCGCUGGGUAAGCAGGAAGGCUAAGAUCAUCCGAUCAUGUGCAGUCACCGAAGCAGGGCCCAGUGCGUUUGCGAACAUCCGCGAGAACUACUACUAUGUCUUCGUGGCGUGUACGGCGUUCUUUUUCGUGGUGGCUUAUUUCUAUUUCCCUGAGACGAAGAAGAAGACUCUCGAGGAGAUUGCCGCGUCUUUUGGUGACAAGGUGAUUCUACCUGAGGAUCGGGGUGACGGGCAAGGCGACGACGAUGAGAAGGCUAAGCCGAACUCUCGGCAAAUUGAGGUGGCUGUGGCUGGAAGAGAUGAUACGGUUUAA